Messenger RNA from Rotaria sordida, 642 nucleotides. NCBI's taxonomy places the organism in Eukaryota, Metazoa, Rotifera, Eurotatoria, Philodinida, Philodinidae. The record is from the annotation of a GenBank genome assembly.
AUGAAUGAUGAAUGGAGUCGAUGUCCAAUUUGUUUCGAAGAUUAUUCAUUAAUACAUAGACCAACGACAUUUGUUUGUGGUCAUUCAACAUGUAUUGAUCAUACUAUUGGUCCUAAACGCCUACAACAUUGUCCUAUUUGUCGGCAUCCAUUGAAGAAAGAAGAUCAAUAUCAUGUAUCGUACAAUCUUGAAGAGGCUUCACGUUUAUUUCAACUAAUUAAAAAUACUAUCGAUUGGUCAACUGUUAAAUGUUCACCAGUACCAGUUAUUAGUCAUGAAGAAAACAAUGCUUCAGCAAUGAUCAAACGUGAUGAGAUCUAUGCUCAUCAAGUACAAGCUGAACUUAAUCGUGAAAUUGUCAAUGAAUCUUCACGAAGAGUGCGAGUUCCAACAAGAAAUCAGGCAUUACCAAUCGAAGAAAUUCGAACAAACUUAACAGCAUUACAAAUAAAUCAAGUUACAGGUCAUCAGAAAGGAUGUGGCCAUCGAUGUGAUCUGGUUUCUACUAGACAAUGUUGUGUAUGUUCCGAUAGGCGACCACAUCAUCAAGAUAAUACGUAUCCAGCAUAUGUUGAUGGUCGAGGAAUAGUAAAUCGAGUAACACGUAAUGAAUAUUAUUGUACGACUUGCAAAAUACGAUAA